CCAAUGCGCUUUAUGUAGCCACUGUCCACACUUGAGUCCCACCAAACCACUUAAAACCCUUCCAUCAGAAUCUGCUUUGACUACUCACGCUACCGAUUAAAUCCUAAACAACUAAAAUCAUCAUCAUGCGGACCUUUGGGCUACAAAUUCUGAUCCUGUUUUUUGGCACUAUCAAGCUAUGCGCGGGGGAGAUUAUAAAUUGCGACAGAGAUCCGAAAGCUUGUGAAGAACGAGGGGGCUCCCGAUCGCACAACCCUUACUGCCCAGGCUUGCCGCCGAGUAUGCAAGCAAGGUGUUGUGAUAAUGGUGAAAUAAGCUCGAGACCUGGUUGUCACCACGGUGGCCUGCCAUCUGGAAGGCGCAUGGUUUGAUAUACUUCGGCGGUCCUCGAAGUUGAUCUUGAGGAUGCUCUAAACAAAUUACAGGGGCCCCAAUAAAAAACGAAGGGCCAAAUUGAACGAAAACUAUCUCAUUGUCUAUCCCAAUCCGAGCCCACGAUGAUGAGAAAACCAAACCCCAAGAAACGAGUUCCCAGGCGUCUUGUAUUUUUUUUACCAGUGAUUCAAAGACAAUGAUCUAGUUUCUGAAAAAUGAGAACCAGUGAUAAUAGUGGCA
Puccinia graminis f. sp. tritici CRL 75-36-700-3 is the source of this 615-nucleotide messenger RNA. RefSeq lists its product as uncharacterized. Bases 126 to 371 code for a protein of 81 amino acids. The record is from RefSeq and is a predicted model, not a curated record. The transcript has 5 exons. NCBI's taxonomy places the organism in Eukaryota, Fungi, Basidiomycota, Pucciniomycetes, Pucciniales, Pucciniaceae.